Molecule: messenger RNA, 2835 nt
Organism: Sipha flava (yellow sugarcane aphid)
Lineage: Eukaryota; Metazoa; Arthropoda; Insecta; Hemiptera; Aphididae
Product: zinc finger protein 26-like
Exons: 1
Coding region: 1-2835 (944 amino acids)
Biological process (GO): regulation of transcription by RNA polymerase II
Cellular component (GO): nucleus
Molecular function (GO): RNA polymerase II transcription regulatory region sequence-specific DNA binding; DNA-binding transcription factor activity, RNA polymerase II-specific
Source: RefSeq, a predicted model, not a curated record
AUGCCGGCACACUUUAUCCAUCCGUCGCCCGAAGUGGUGUUCAUGCGAAAACCUCAACGCGGUCAACUGCGAUCGUUGUGCGGCCACAGGAAAAUGUCGAUCGCCGCGAGCAAACAAGUGAUAGUGUACGCGAAACCGGAUGACGGAGACAGCACUACGGACGCCGACGACGAACCGGCGAUACCCGGAACCGACCGGAACCGCAAAGGCCGUCCCAAAGGGUCGAAGAACAAGUCACUGUUUAACUCGUUCAAUCACCAGUGCGAGAAGAGAUCAUUUGCGUACUCUAUGCGUCCCGGUCCGGCUGCGAGAUGCGUGCCGUGUGGCCGGACGUACGACGGCCACCCGUUGGCCCACAGUCUGGAACACCAUCAGACCGUUUGUCCCGUGUGCGGCCGUUCAUUUAAGUUGUCGUUGGCCGAGCACAUCAAAUCGCACGGGACGCGCUAUCAGGUGAACAUCAUGACGGUCACGUGCUACGAGUGUUACGAUUGUCGCGAAAAGUUCGGCAACGCCCGGAUCAUGGCGGAACACGUGCUGGACGAACACGUCGCUUACAGCAAUGACGGCGGAGGAGACGGUGGACGUCGUGACGGACGAUGCGCGUUGUGCGACUCGGCGGACAUUGCGGACAGUGAGGACGGACUCCGCGACCACGUGUCCGCCGUCCACGCGGCUGACGUGAGCGAUUUCCCGCAUUUGUGCGCGUACUGCGAUCAGCCGCAGCCGGAUCAGGCCAGCCUGGUAGAACAUCUGGUCGGCAAACACUCGCGAAAAACGGCGGAGGUCGUGGUCAACGGCCUCGGGUGCGUAUCGUGCGACCUGUGGUUCGGUGACCGGUCCGCGGUGGCCGACCAUCUGGUCGACGUGCACUGCCCGGUGAAGACGUUCAGCCAUCCCGCGGUGUACCGGUGCCGGGUGUGCAAGGCGGGGUUCAAAACGCAGAUAAACGUGCUGCGGCACGCGUGCAACGGCAUCAAAGUACCGCAUUGCGAGCUAUGCGACAAGACGUUCCCGUCGAAGAUGAGGUACGCGUUCCACUUGCAGUUCCACGAGCACCCGCUGUACGCGCGGAUGCACCUGCACUGCGACCUGUGUCUGGCCGAGUUCGCGGACGAGUAUCACCUGUACGAUCACAUCCGAUUCCGGCACGAGCUGCACGACAAGGCGGUGUGCGAGAUCUGCGGCCGGACGUUCAAGUCGUCCAUGGGCCUGAACAUACACCACCGGUACCACGACGGGCUGCGCAACUUCACGUGCAAGGUGUGCGACAAGUCGUUCCUGAACAAGUCCACGCUCAAGGAGCACGAGAUAUCGCACAUGGACGUCAAGCCGUACCAGUGCCACAUAUGCGGCCAGUAUCUGAGCCGCGCGUCCCGGCUCAGGUCGCACGUCAAGACCCACCGAGCGGCCGAGUCGACCGAGCAGACGUGCUACUGCUGCGGCACGUGCGGGUUCGUAGCCCCCGGGCCCGGGCUGCUCGCCCGGCACGCGGACAAGGAGCACGAGGACGGGGACCGGGCCGGCGACGCGGUAGUGCAGUUGGCGUUGGUGGUCAAGUGCGAGUUCUGCGACUCGACGUACGCGGACGCGGCGCGCCUGGACGAGCACCGGGGUGCGGCGCACGCGAACGCGGCGGACGACUCGGAAGCGUUCGUGUGCAUGGUGUGCUCGUCCGCGUUCAGCACCUACUCGCGCCUGACCACGCACAAGCUGACGCACGGCAUCAACGUCGAGUCCGUGAUGGCCGACAUCGGCCGCGAGUCCGAGAGCGCCGACGACGAUUGCAGCCGGUUCCACAUACCACAGUACUUCUCGUGCCAGCACUGCGCCAAGAUGUGCCUGCAUUACACGUACUUCUGCCUGCACAGGCGGCUCAAGCACGCGCCCGGCGUGAAGACGCACACGUGCGACCUGUGCUACAUGGACUUCAAAACGUCGUGGAAACUGACGUACCACAAGAAGACGGUGCACGGGCAGCUGGCCACCGUCAAGUCUAAUUACAAGUACCAGUGCACCGUGUGCUCGCGCAGGUUCAUGAAGCUGGGCGCGCUGAACCUGCACAAGACACGUACGCACAUCGACGUGGUGGGCGACGUGUGCAAGUACCUGUGCCACCGGUGCGGCAAGUUCUUCAGCUCCGAAGAAUCGCUGAAGACGCACGACCGUGACGACGCGUCGUGCGAAUACCGUUGCAACGACCCGGCGGCCGUGCGGCGGCACCAGCGCAGGACGUACAAGAUGUCGUCGGCAACUACCGUUAACCAACCACCGGCGCCCUCGUCGCCGGCGUCGAAGGAACCACAGGCUUGUUGCAGCAGUAACAGCAGCAGCAGCAUCAACGGCGUCCGGACCGAAAACGAUGCGGCCUCGCCCGACGAUCCUGCGCCGCUGCACCCGCCGUCCACCAUCGACGUUUUGUGCGUGCUGUGCCACGAGCGCUUCCUGGAUUCCGAGCUGUUCCGGCAACAUCUGCGUGAACACGUUACUUCGUACGGUGCGUUUCUGUGCGAAUCGUGCCUCGUCCCGUUCCUGUCGUCCGCCGCGUUCAAUGUUCACAUGACCACUAUGUGCCCGACUGCGCUCGUUCCGCCUGACGUGCGAUUCUUCGACGUCCCCAAAAAAGAGCCUCCCGAUGAACAGAAACCACUAGUCGUCGACUGCUCCGCGAUAUUCAAAACCACGCCGCCCGAACAAAGUGCCGAAAACGUGUUGCCCGGCAUCGACGAACGAAAGGUUUCACAGACGUCCUCGGUCAAUGAACUCUUCACGUUCGUUUCCACCUCACGCACCACAGUCGUGUUGGAUCAAAUGGAUUCCUUACGGACGACGUAA